ACUUAGUUGGCAACGCUAAGUAAUGUAGUCUUUUCGCGUCACUGUGGCAUUGACUGUGGUAAUCGAUAAUGGCUUAAUGGGAAUAACAUAACCUUUAUUUAGGUUACAUUUGUUAUUUCAUUAUCUAUGUUAAAAUUAUCAAUAUUUUUUCUUUAAACAUGUUUCAUAGGUUUCUAUUAAUGCUAAUUUUAUAAAUUAUUUGCAUGAAACCUUCGUCAUCAAUCCUAUAAAGUUGUCAAAAUGCGUUUUGUAAACAGCAAAGGCGUUGAAACGAAUUGUAGUUCAUCUUACACUAUUUGGAGCACUGGAAGUUUGCAAGCGCCUACUAUUUUGAAAACAAUUCAAAAUCCUAAUGGAGCUGAAGUGUCCUGCCUUACUGAUGAAUUAUCUAGCCUAUAUUCACUUGAUUCUGUAUCCCCAUCUCAAAAAAGAAAGAUAUUAGAUUGUGAAAAAGGAGAGUAUGAUGAAAGAUAUUGUAAAAUGCAGAGGAAGAAGUUGCUACAAAGAGUCGCAGCUAAAGCUAAUUUAGUUAUAGAUGAUGAAGCCUCAGAUGAUGAAGAAGAUGAGAUUUAUGAACAAAUGGAUUGGAUUGAGAGAGAAAGUGAUGGUGGAAAUAUGUUUACUUGGGAUAGCAGUGAUGAAGAAGAGGAUGAUGACUCUUUUGAAGAAAUAAUCCCUAAUUCCCCUGUUCUAUUUGUACCCCGCUCGAAAUGGAAAGAAGAAAGACGCAGAUUACUUCGAAUUUCUAUGGCUAAAAUUCGCAGAGUGGAAGAUCCCGAAUCUUACCUCCGACGUUCCGUCCUCAUUAACAACACCGUGAAAAGACUCCAGAAAGAUGUAGCAAUGAGUGUGGCAUGUCAUUCUGAUGCUUCUACUUCAUCAGUUCAUGUUAAUUUUGCUUAUCAGAAUGAAGGCCACAACAGUUGGCAGUCUGAAAGUGCCAAUUCCAAUCUUUUGAAGCCCCAAAUUCGAGAUCCAUCGUUUGGUGUAGACUAUUCUGCUUCGUUGCUAAAUGGUGAAACGGUGGUUCGGUACGAUGAUCAAUCAGCUCACCCAGACUUGUCUUCUAAUCCUGUCCAAUUUCAUCUUGCUUUUGCUUCGUCUUUCUUUUCUGACAAAGAUUUUGAUGUUUCCCGUCAUGAAAUAACGCACAGCACAACUUUUAAUAGGAAUCUUACUGAAGAGCAGAAGUUGUUGAAUGAUUCAAUAUCGCCAUUUGUUUUAAAACAACCAUCUCCUAUGCAUCUAUUUUCAUCCCAACCUUGUGGUUUGCAAUAUAGAAGCCAUGUCCAAGAUGAAGAUUCUGCUGAUGAAUAUAGUGAAUCUUCUAGUACGUCCUCCAUAUUAGAUUCUGUUGUGUAUCACAGUCUUGUUGCCUCUUUGGAAACAUAGCUCAUUACUUUAAAUAUAUUGAACUAAUUUUAACAUUUAAAGAUUUUUUUUACUUCCAUACAGAAUUCUGUUGUAUAUUACAGUCUUGUUGCUUUUUUGAAAACACAACUCAUUUUUUAUUAUAUUUUACAUUUAAAAGUUUUCUUAUCCUAUACAAUAUAAUCAUUUUUAAUACUUAAGUUUUUAUUAUUUUACACGUUUAACUGUAACUUGUGAUAUAUGAAGGACUGGUGUGUCGAUUUGUGAACCUAUCCAUUUGUAGGGGAAAAUGUUUUUAUUUUAAUUUAAAACUAUGUCAAACAAGUUGUGCAAUGUAAGAGCUUGUAAGUACUCAUUUUCAAUUUAGGGUUUAAUAUAUUUUAUAUUGAUACUGCCACAAAAGUAUUUGCUAUUGAUUGUAAAUAUAUACAGUUGGGGUUUUUUAAUGAACACUAAAAUAAUGUAAAUUUGUGAAUAAAAUUUUGUUAUUUUAAAUCCAUGUAUAUCUGAACAAAAGUUGAAUGCAUAUAAGAGGCAUUUUCAUAUAUGAUGUAAAUAAGAUAACUAUUUUAAGUGUAUAUAUAUUAAAUUUUUUAAUUAACUGUAUUUUAGGGCUAGAUAAUUUUAUUUAAGAUUUUUUUUCUUCUAUUAAACCAAGAACUAAAUUUAUAUGAGUUUUAAAGGUAAAUAUUACUUUUCUCGUACUAGCAAUCUUGAAUCUUUUGGCAUUAACACAAUUUUACUAAAUUUUAAUCUUAUUCAUAAAGUAUUUUACUUAAUUUUUUUCACAUUAGUUUAAUGUGAGUGUUAAUUAAUGCAAUACUGUUAGAGUAUUAAUUAAUGCAGGCAAUACUUUGAGUGUUAAUUAAUGCAAUACUGUUUGAGUGUUAAUUAAUGCAAUAAUGUAUUCUUACGCCUUGUAAUAUAGUUGGUCUCGUUAAUUUAUUUACAAUUUUAUUACAUUUAUUUGCUUUGGUUCAGAGUAACACAAUUUGCUUGAGAAAAGUGCUUUUGUCAGGCUAGUGAGAAUGACUGGUUAAAGCUGAGACAAGCUACGUAAUUAACUGAAAAUUGUGUAAUACAUCAUAUUUACCUCAGUUGUAGGGAUUUAAAAUUUUAUUAUAUCUAAAUAUAAAAAAUGAAUUUUAAUUAUUUAAACUAAUUGGUAACAUGUAUUUUCAAUUUCUUGCACAAUAUUAAUUUAUAUAUAUAUAUAUAUAUUUUUUAUAUUAGAUUUUACUUUGAGCAAAUCAGUAUGUGACUAAUAAUUUUUCAUUAGUUAUUCAAAAUUAUUAAAUGUAAAAAUGUGUACUAUGCAUUUAAUUAGAGGUGUUUAUUUUUAUUAAGAGACAGAUUUUACUAUUUUUGUUGGCCAGAAACCUAUUAUUGCAGAAGCUGUUUUAACCAGUUUUUUCCACCUCUGGCAAAAACUUGCCUACUCUGCUUUAUUUGCAUCAAUAGUUAUAAUUCUUAAAUCUAAUUUUAAAAAAAUAAUAUUAAGUAUAUAUUUUUUUAUUAAUGAUGUUUGAUUUAAUGAUUUAUUAAUUAUGAGAUUUAAAAUGAAUUCUUAAAUAAUCAAAUGAAUUAUAUAUAUAUUUAUGCUUUAAAUUAUUUUUCUUUAAUUAAGCCUAAUGCUGUUUUAUGUUAUAAUUUUACCUUGCAUUGUUAUUUCAAUGAAUUAUUAUAAUUACAUUUAUUUUUGAUAGAAUUAUUUUCAAAGUUUUUAGUAUACUAUUAUUAAACAUUGACAGAUGGUUUGGGUAUUGUUUAAGUUCAAUGUUGCAUAAAAAGUAUGCAAAAUAUUUUGCAGGCAUUAAAUGUCAUGGUGCUAUUAUUUACUUAUUGUAAUAUUUAAACUCUACAGUAAAAGUAUGUCAUUAAGUAACACAUGCCAUUGAUUACAAGACUAUUAAGUUAUAAGUGUAAGAGGGAGUAAGUAUGUUAAAAUGAAUAAAAUUGUAAAUUUACAUAUAAACAGACUUGUGUUGUUUUGUUAAUCUUGUGUUGAAUUUUUUUUAAUAAAAUAUACAAUGAAACCAAGUA
This is a messenger RNA of Parasteatoda tepidariorum (common house spider), 3414 nucleotides long. RefSeq lists its product as uncharacterized. Lineage: Eukaryota; Metazoa; Arthropoda; Arachnida; Araneae; Theridiidae. The record is from RefSeq and is a predicted model, not a curated record. Gene Ontology annotation, cellular component: nucleus.